AACACCAGCCCCCCCACCUUGGAGAAGGCCUAGAUGAGGAAACUGAGACCCCCAAAAGAGACAGCAACUUGCACAGGGUCACCUCCAACAUGCAGAUUCCUGCCAUGACGUCUUUGCUACUUCUGUUCAUGGUCCUCAUGCAAGCACUUCAGGCCCAAAGCUACCCCAUCAUACAACGAGACCUCUUCUCUCAAGAAAUGCCCCUGGACAUGGCCCUGGCCUCCUUUGAUGACCAGUAUGCUGGCUGUGCAGCAGCCAUGGCAGCAGCUCUCCCUGACCUCAACCACACGGAAUUCCAGGCCAACAAAGUGUAUGCAGACAGCUGGACUCUGGCAAGCAGCCGAUGGCAGGAGCGCCGGGCCUGGGGGCCACAGUGGGGCCCCAGCCCUAUGCGGUUCCCCCCACCACCCCCAGGCUUCCGCGAUGAGCACGGGGUGGCCCUCUUGGCCUACACAGCCAACACUCCCCUGCACAAGGAGUUCAACACAGCUGUGCGUGAGGCAGGCCGCUCCCGGGCCUACUACCUCCAACACUUCUCCUUCAAGACACUCCAUUUCCUGCUGACCGAGGCCCUACAGCUGCUAGGUAGAGGCCAGCAUCCGCCCCGGUGCCACCAGGUGUUCCGAGGGGUGCAUGGUCUGCGCUUCCAGCCAGCAGGGCCCAGGGCCACGGUAAGGCUGGGGGGCUUUGCCUCUGCGUCCCUGCAGAAUGUUGCAGCCCAGAGGUUUGGUGAGGACACCUUCUUUGGCAUCUGGACUUGCCUUGGGGCCCCUAUCAGGAGCUACUCCUUCUUCCCUGGGGAGGAGGAGGUGCUGAUCCCCCCUUUCGAGACCUUCCAGGUGAUCAAUGCCAGCAGACCAGCCCAGGGCCCCACCCGCAUCUACCUCCGGGCCCGGGGCAAGCACAGCACAUACAACUGCGAGUACAUCAAAGACAACAAGUGCAAGUCUGGGCCCUGCCAUCUGGAGAAUUCAGCCAGGGGUCAGGGCCCCCUCUCCGCAGUUUGGUUCCUCCUGCUGCUGCUCUGGUUCCUUGUGGUGGGGGCAUUUCCAGAGAGUCCAGGCCACCUCUGAUCCACCAGACACUGAACAGCCCUGCCUGCCACCUCUGCCCAACCUGAGGAUGUUGACUAUGUGUGUACUUUAAGUGUAGCCAAGAUCCCUGGCAAACCCAUUUGCAGGGAACUCUAGGCCUUCUUCUGGUGGAAAAAUAGAGAAUUUGGGGACUGACCCUACCCAGGGCUCUGGGAUAGAAACUGAAU
Molecule: messenger RNA, 1261 nt
Organism: Galeopterus variegatus (Sunda flying lemur)
Lineage: Eukaryota; Metazoa; Chordata; Mammalia; Dermoptera; Cynocephalidae
Gene: ART1
Product: ADP-ribosyltransferase 1
Exons: 6
Coding region: 90-1073 (327 amino acids)
Molecular function (GO): NAD+ poly-ADP-ribosyltransferase activity; NAD+-protein-arginine ADP-ribosyltransferase activity
Source: RefSeq, a predicted model, not a curated record